AUGUCGACUUCAAGUACUGCCUCCUCUCCCAUCCAAGGCGUUUGUUACUUUUCCAUCCAACACAACCAACAUUCUUCCUACAACGACGAAACACCUUUGACCACUCCAUUCUCUCCAUCUGGUGAAAACGUCGUCUCUGAUCCGUCAAAUCCAUUGCUCGCUUAUCGACCUUGCUUGCAAUCUCCAUCAACUGUCACGAUUCGCAACAGAAUGGAAUCACUUCUUCAGCUACAAACUCAAGCUUCUCACAUCCCUGCUUCAAGACGACCUCAACCUCGGCCUCUUCAGAAUGUCCUCGCUAUUGGUGACGACUACCUGGACGCAAGUGGACACUCUUCAUCAAGCUCAGGGUCUUCUCAGUCAACAAUGGAAGUCGCUCGUUGCUCACGCUGUCACCGCUCGCAAAGCAUCGACAUGUCGACCGGCAAGGCUGCAAACAUGGUCUCUUAUGGUCUCAACUCUUUCUACUGCCUAAGAUGUGCAAACAUCACUGGCUUCCUGCAACGCCAGUAA
Molecule: messenger RNA, 513 nt
Organism: Aureobasidium subglaciale EXF-2481
Lineage: Eukaryota; Fungi; Ascomycota; Dothideomycetes; Dothideales; Saccotheciaceae
Exons: 1
Coding region: 1-513 (170 amino acids)
Source: RefSeq, a predicted model, not a curated record